ACUCCGGGAUCAAUCCGGACGGUCAUUGGGAGAAGCCGAGGGCAACUUAGCCGCGGUGGGUUCCAUUUCUGCAGGACGCGAGAGUCGCUAUGGGAACCUACAGCCAGGCUAGGGCCUGUCCCAGGGCUUCCCAGUUUCUAAAGAAUCUUCGCAGCACCCCCGCCCAGGGUUCAGACCAAACGAAAAGUUAUUUGAGAGGCCGCGGGGGAGCGGGUGGGGAGUAGGUGGCGGAGGCCUCGGUCCGGGGGUGCGCAGUGGUGUUUCCGAAUCUCCGCGUCUCUCUCUGGCAGCCCCCGCGUCACUGGGAGGAGUGAGGGCAGCGAGGGAGUGAGCGGGAAGGGCCUGGCUGGCCUUUGCUCGGCCCUCCCAGUCGCCCGGCCUUUGAACCCGCCCUGCGCUGCUGCCCGGGCUGGUCCAGGCACUUCGCACUCGGGACCCAAAACUGCAGCCGCGCGAGCACAACCCAUGGCUGCGCUGGGCUGCGCGAGGCUGAGGUGGGCGCUGCGAGGGGCCGGCCGUGGCCUCUGCCCCCAUGGGGCCAGAGCCAAGGGCGCGAUCCCUGCAGCCUUCCCGGUGGAUAAGGCCGCUGAAGCUCCCGGAGCCGGACCUGGUGACCGGCGGCGGCUACGGAGCUUAGAGGAGAUUCCACGUCUAGGGCAGCUGCGCUUCCUCUUCCAGCUGUUUGCUCAAGGUUACGCCUUGAAGCUGCACAAGUUACAGGUGCUUUACAAGGCCAAGUUCGGCCCAAUGUGGAUAUCCAACAUGGGGCCUCAGAUGCACGUGAACCUGGCCAGUGCCCCACUCGUGGAGCAAGUGAUGCGGCAAGAGGGCAAGUACCCAGUACGGAAUGACAUGGAGCUAUGGAAGGAGCACCGGGACCUGCAAGACUUGACCUAUGGGCCAUUCACCACGGAAGGACACCACUGGUACCAGCUGCGCCAGGCUCUGAACCAGCGAAUGCUGAAGCCAGCAGAGGCAGCGCUCUAUACAGAUGCUUUCAAUGAGGUGAUUGAUGACUUUAUGAUACGACUGGAUCAGCUGCGGGCAGAGAGUGCUUCGGGGAACCAGGUGUCAGACAUGGCUCAACUCUUUUACUACUUUGCCUUGGAAGCUAUUUGCUACAUCCUGUUCGAAAAACGCAUUGGUUGCCUGGAGCGAUCCAUCCCUGAGGAAACUGUGACCUUUGUCACAUCCAUCGGGCUCAUGUUCCAGAACUCACUCUACGCCACCUUCCUCCCCAAGUGGACUCGCUCUGUGCUGCCUUUCUGGAAGCGAUACCUGGAUGGUUGGAAUGUCAUCUUCUCCUUUGGGAAGAAGCUGAUUGAUGAGAAAGUCAAGGAAGUGGAGACCCAGCUGCUGGUAGCGGGGCCAGAUGGCGUCCAGGUGUCUGGCUACCUGCACUUCCUGCUGACCAGUGGACAGCUCAGCCCUCGGGAGGCCAUGGGAAGCCUGCCUGAGCUGCUUAUGGCUGGAGUGGACACGACAUCCAACACGCUGACAUGGGCCCUGUACCACCUCUCAAAGCACCCUGAGAUCCAGGCGGCCUUGCAUGAGGAAGUGGUGGGUGUGGUGCCAGCUGGCCAGGUGCCCCAGCACAAGGACUUUGCCCACAUGCCCUUGCUCAAAGCUGUGCUUAAGGAGACUCUGCGCCUCUACCCUGUGGUCCCCACAAAUUCCCGGAUCGUAGAAAAGGAAACUGAAGUUGAUGGCUUCCUCUUCCCCAAGAACACCCAAUUUGUGUUCUGCCACUACGUGGUGUCCCGGGACCCCGACACCUUCUCUGACCCUGAGAGCUUCCAGCCCUACCGCUGGCUGAGGAACAGCCAGUCUGCUACCCUCAGAAUCCAGCACCCAUUUGGCUCUGUGCCCUUUGGCUAUGGGGUGCGGGCCUGCCUAGGCCGCAGGAUUGCAGAGCUGGAAAUGCAGCUACUCCUGGCAAGGCUGAUCCAGAAGUACCAGGUGGUCCUGGCCCCAGAGACGGGAGAGGUGAAGAGUGUGGCCCGCAUUGUCCUGGUUCCCAAUAAGAAAGUGGGCCUGCAGUUCCUGCAGAGACAGUGCUGAGCUGAGUCCCUGCCUUGCUGGGGCUUGUCCUGGAGGCUCCAGCCCUGGCACAGUGGUUCCUGGCUGCUGCUGUGCCUCAGAUGACGAAGGGGAGAAGGGGGCUGCCAGCCUCGAGAGGUGGGAGGAACCCCCAGAACUUCUCACAGACCCUGAGCUUUUGCCGCUUCUGUCAUUUCUAGCAACUCCCUCUCAGAUAAAAGGCCACCCUGUUAUCACAUUGCUGUCCUUGGGUAGAAUAUAAAAUAAAGGGAUUUUAUUUGCUAUUGGA
Molecule: messenger RNA, 2329 nt
Organism: Callithrix jacchus (white-tufted-ear marmoset)
Lineage: Eukaryota; Metazoa; Chordata; Mammalia; Primates; Cebidae
Gene: CYP27A1
Product: cytochrome P450 family 27 subfamily A member 1
Biological process (GO): glucocorticoid biosynthetic process; C21-steroid hormone biosynthetic process; cholesterol metabolic process
Cellular component (GO): mitochondrial inner membrane
Molecular function (GO): heme binding; iron ion binding; monooxygenase activity
Source: RefSeq, a predicted model, not a curated record